UCCGUUUUCGCAGUUCGUAAACAAUCCACACACAGCGGAAAUUGCGCCAACGUUUUGUCGUACUUCCGAAUAGAAUAAAUAAUAGUGUUUAUAAUAUUGAAAACUUGUUAUCGAAUUGUUUUGUUCUUGUUGAUAAGUUAGAUGAUUGUGCCAUGUUAAAAUAUAUAUUCCGACCGUAUAAUGUUAACUGAUUGAGACCGUUUUGUAUACCACACAAAUGGCAUCAAUAAUUGGGAAAAUAAAAUCUGUAGCUGUUAAGGAUUUUGUUACUUAUGAUGUUGCUAUUUUCUACCCCGAUGAGCAUCUUAACAUCAUCAUCGGUCCCAAUGGGACCGGAAAAUCGACGAUCGUAGCGGCCGUUGUGCUCGGGAUGGGAGGUCACUGCAAGCUGCUGUCGCGAUCGGGCAGUCUCGAAGACUACAUAAAAAACGGGAAGGAGGUGGCCAAAAUAGAGGUGGGCAUAUACAAGAACGCCAAGCGGGCCAUAAUCAUGUUCAAUCGGACAUUCGACCGAAGCGGGACCGAUCGGUUCGAUAUCGAUGGCACCAAAGUGUCUCACAAGGAGUUUUUGAAACGGAUUCGUGAAUUGAACAUCCAAAUCGAUAACCUGUGUCAGUUCCUGCCCCAGGAUCGAGUGCAGGAUUUCACCAAAAUGAAUCCCCGAGAGCUCCUGAUGAAUACGCAAGCCUCCGUGUGUUCUGCGGCGAUGAUCGAACAAAUGGAUCAGCUGAUAGACAAACGCAAGCGGCAGUUGAAUGUGAUCAAAUCGAACGCAGAUAAUCUGGCGAAGCUGAAGGAAGCGGAAGCGAAAAACGAAGAGCUGAGGGCGCAGAUCGAGAAUAUGAAGGUUAGGAAGCAGUACGAGAAAAAGAUCGAGAUCUGUAACGCGCGGAAGGCCUGGUUGGAGUACGAGCAGAUCUAUGUUGAAUUUAAUUCCACGAAGAAUGAUUUGAAGCUGGCAAAAACUAAUUUGGACGAAAAGCAGAAGCGUUUGAAUCCGCUGAAAUCCAAGGCAGUCAAACUGAACAAAACAAAAAACGAACUGAACGAUAAAGUGAAACAGGAGCUAUCGGAUGUUCAGAAUUAUGCCGAUCAGCUGCGAACAAUGGAUACCCAAACCGAGCAGCUUGAGGAUUCGAUAAGCAGUCAAAAACGUCACCUUCAGGACGUGGUCUCGAAAGCGGUCGACCAGGAAAACGAGCUAGAGCAGGCUAAAAAGGCCCUUUCGCUGGCCAUUCAGGAUUGCAAGCACGCCUAUCAGGAGCUGGGUUCCGAAGGUGACCAGGAAGCGCGGAAACAGGAGCUGGUUGUUAAGAUAAACAAGCUGAAGCAGGAGGGCGAUCUGUUGAUGGGCCGCAGGAACGAGUUGAGCCAGAAAAUCGAAGCCGACCUCAAGCCGGAGAUGAUCAGCGUCCAGCGCAGAAUCGAAGCGCUCGAGAAUGUGGCUCAGGUGAAGCUGAAGCUGCUGCAGUCGCAGUUCGAAACUACAUAUCAAGCGACUAUUUGGCUCAGGAAUAAUCUGCAUCUUUUCCGGGGGAAAAUAUACGAACCGAUGAUUCUGGAGCUGAAUGUACCGAACAGUGAAAACGCAAAGUAUCUGGAGAACACGAUCGGCAAACGGGAUAUGAUUGCGUUCACUUGCGAGGACCGGGAUGACAUGGCGUUGUUCCUGCGGAAGGUGCGCCAGGAGAUGCAUCUCGAAGGGGUUAAUGUGGUGUACUCUGAACCUGCCGAUCAAUUGCACUAUGCUUCCAAAAUUCCGAUACAAAGUUUACAACGCUACGGGUUCCAUGGCUACCUCAUAGACAUGGUGGAAGGACCAUUCCCGAUCCUCAACUUCCUUUGCAAGCUGUACAAUAUUCACAACGUGCCAGUUGGUCAACACGAAACGUCCAAGUUCGCAUCCCAAGUGCCGGAUGAUAUUCGAAUAUUCUUCACGCCAUCGAACAGGUUCGCGAUGACCAAAUCCCGUUACACCGGUGAGAAGAGCUCCCGCUGCGAUGAACUGCACGCACUAAAUUUACUCAACAAAAACGUCGAUCCGGAAGUGUUGGAUGAACGGAAACGAACCUAUCAGAGACUCGUACGGGAAUGUGACAAGAUUCGCAACCACCGCAACCAGAUCGAGAAUCAGAUAAAGGAAAUCCAGGAGCAGUGCACCGAACUGUCGGGAGAACGCAGGAAAAUAGAGGAAAAGUUCAAUCGUUACCAGCAAAGCAAGCUCAAAACGAAGCGGCAGGAACAGAAAUGUGUGGAUCUGCAGGCGCGUCUUGUCGAUGAUAGCGUAGAGAAGGAGAAAUUCAGGGUUUCAUGCAAAAAUAUUGUCAACGAAAUGAUACGAUUGCAGGAGAAAAAGGUUGAUUUUUUAAAUAAGUACGCAAUGGCGACCGUAAAACACGAUGUUUUCAAGCAAAAACUGACAAUCUUUUUGAACAACAACGCUGACCUGGAGGGUGAAAUCCGCUCCGCUGAAGAUGCCAUUGAAUCGGCAACGCGGAGCUUCGAGUCGGUCACUCGAAAGAUCGACGAAGUCAAAGAGCGGCUGAAGCGUAAGCAAACAUUCGCUAAAAGUCUCACCAAUGAUACGACCCCUACCAAUGAUCAAUUCCCGUACAAACGGGAGUUCGAAAGACUGCCCGGAACGCUGGACGAAUUGGUGAAUCACAUGGAAGACAUCCAAGCUCGGGUCGAUUGUAUGUCGCGAAGCAAUGGGAACAUCAUGGAAGAGUACGAGACACGAAAUCGUCAGAUCGAAACGUUGAAGGAAGCAAUUAACGAUUCCUCCAAAAGUAGCGAUUCGCUGGAGGCCGAACUACAACAGCUGCACGAUCGGUGGUAUCCCGAGAUCGGUCGGGUGGUGGAAACUAUCAACGGGAACUUUUCGCGCUUCAUGAGCUCCAUGGGAUUCGCUGGGGAGGUGGAAAUCAUUAGAAACGGAGAGAAUAGCUACGUCCACGCAACAAUCAUCAGCGAUGGAGAAUCGAUCCACGGUCGAAAUUAGAUCGAUUCAUCCAUACAACUGCUCUGCUCUGCAAGACACAUCGGGCUGCUGUUCUAUAAAUAGCUCAACAAUGAUCAAUCAACUGUCUCCGCUGUCCGAUGGUCUAACUGGAUAAUGGAAGAAAAAUACAAUACAGAAUACUCUUACGCCUAAAUGGCUACUGUGUAAAUGUACCAUAUGCAAUGGUAUAGAAGGAAUACUGGCGAAUGGCAACUGUGUAAUGUAAUGUGCUAUAAUUAUAGAUAUGAUAACCAUGUGACAUGUACACGAUUAAAAUUCGGCUCUGUUACAGCUAAAAUGCUAAUGAGCCUGAAAUAAAUAAAUGGGAUAAAAAAAAAAUGCCCCAAGCAGGUAUGCCCAUUCCGCCCCGUACAUUUACGCUCAAUAAAAAAUGAACCGUUCUUUUACAUGAAACGGCAAAGCAGCGCAAUAAAUCAGUAAAAAUGCUCAGAAAUAAUACCAGUACGAAUUGAUACAAAGAGCAGAUUCAUAACUUUCAGCAUGGAGCGUACAGAGCUUUUUUUGUUGACUGUUUUUUAUAUGUUUUUCGUGAUAAUCAGUCAGUGUGAUAUUUCUCUCAAUAUCAAUAUCUCAAUAUACAACAAUUAAAUUUGAAUACGGUUUUCACGGAGAUAUUUAAUAAGAGUAUUUCUAACACAAUUGUUGGCAAAUAAGCGAACGGUGGCCCAUUUUGCCCCGCCUGGUCAUAUUGCCCCUUUCUACCCUACAUAGUUCACUCUGUCUCAUCAAAAUCAACUGCUGUAGAUGAUAGGUUGGUCUAGAACAGCUAUUCUCAACCUGCGGCCCGGCGGGCUCUUCUGAUUGCCUAUCUGGUGUUACUUUAAUUUAAACUAUUUGACAGUUGUCAGUAUAAAUAAGCUUAGCGACAGGGAUUUUUACAGUCAGAUCUAGUACUGCCACACUGAAAUAAUACAACUGAACAGGUUCGUGUAGUGGUAGAAUACUGUCAGUUUGAAUAGGCAGCUAAAUAAUAGCUUGAAUAACAUAUUCAAUUUGAUUUGAAUUCGACUUAGCAAAUAAUAAAUCAGGUCCAAUAAAGCAAGUCAAUCCCAAUUGUACCGCCAAAGUGAACAGAAGUGUUAAAUAAAAUUUAUUACAAGCCAUUAGUCGAUCCAAAGUGCAUAUUGAAUUUUUCUUAGUUCCUAUUAGAAAUCAACGAUCCUGCCCUAACACUAUUUUCUCAGUGUAACUAUAACAAAAUCUAUGAAAUCAGAAACCUAAUUUUUUGACGUAAGACUAUGUUU
Messenger RNA from Toxorhynchites rutilus septentrionalis, 4266 nucleotides. It is a transcript of the gene SMC5, whose product is annotated as structural maintenance of chromosomes protein 5. The transcript is spliced from 6 exons. Gene Ontology annotation, cellular component: Smc5-Smc6 complex. Gene Ontology annotation, biological process: double-strand break repair via homologous recombination. The record is from RefSeq and is a predicted model, not a curated record. Gene Ontology annotation, molecular function: ATP hydrolysis activity; ATP binding. Bases 218 to 3001 code for a protein of 927 amino acids. NCBI's taxonomy places the organism in Eukaryota, Metazoa, Arthropoda, Insecta, Diptera, Culicidae.